GGUGAAGGCUGGAAUAAGAGCCUCAGAGGUGGCAGAAUGACUCAGUUGAGAGGCUGGCUGAGGGAUCAGUCUGCAAGCUUCUGUUGUUGCUGCCGCAGAAGUCCUAGGAGAUCUCUGUCAGGAUACCUGGAGGAAGUGUCUAGCCUCAACUCUGAGACUCUGUCAGAGGGAAAAUGGCCACAGGCAAAGAAGUUCUGCGAGCAGCCGAGGUCCAGGUCUAGUCUGCUGUCCCUGGACACAACUUCAGCAGGCUCUCUGGACAGCCGUGGAGAGACUCCUGCCCAGUCAGCAGAGAGUGGCCUCCCCGUGGGCUGCGUGGAGCUGCUGGUGGGGGUGAUCCCGCUGUACAGCGACAUUGUACUCCACGCGCCCCCCCAGAACCUGGGUGUCCUAGGUACACAGCCUGCAGGUCCAGGGGACAGUGAGAAGGUGCCAUCAGCUCCCUGUUGCCAGCAGGCCCAGGAGCCAGAAUCUUCUGCAAGUGUGGAGACCUCAGCAACUCUGGAGACAGGGCCCUCAGCCAAGACUGCGGGGACCCCCGAGCCACAGCCCACACAGGCCCCUCUGGCUCCGAGCUGGGUGCUCAGAGCUGCACUCUCAGAAUCAGCUGUGGAGAAGGCCCUGGGCCCUGCUCCCACCCCCGACCUGGCCCUGCCCUCCCUGGGGGACACCUGCAUUGCUUUCCUCAUCUACUGCAUGUUCAUGAGCCCUUUCCUUUAUGGUUUUAUUUCCCUGUUUUUAACUUAAUUCAAAUAAAGUGUUUGUGUGUUCUGA
Molecule: messenger RNA, 774 nt
Organism: Erinaceus europaeus (western European hedgehog)
Lineage: Eukaryota; Metazoa; Chordata; Mammalia; Eulipotyphla; Erinaceidae
Exons: 3
Coding region: 37-747 (236 amino acids)
Source: RefSeq, a predicted model, not a curated record